AUGCUCAAGUUCCUUAUCGACGGUGGAGAUUGGCAUGGUCUGCUAGAGGACAUGUGCAACAUAGUACAUAAGAACAGGAUGUGGGGAGAGCCAAAGGCUAGGACUGGAUUAUCCUAUAUGAAGCGUGAGAUUGGACGAAGCCAGGGGCUUAGAAAGGAGGCUCAUGAUUUCAUCUACGGUGAGGGGAAGAAUCCUUUCCAUGACAGUUAUUGUGAUACUAUGGAGUUGGAGUCCUGA
Messenger RNA from Penicillium concentricum, 237 nucleotides. RefSeq lists its product as uncharacterized. The transcript has 2 exons. Lineage: Eukaryota; Fungi; Ascomycota; Eurotiomycetes; Eurotiales; Aspergillaceae. The record is from RefSeq and is a predicted model, not a curated record. Bases 1 to 237 code for a protein of 78 amino acids.